GACGGGUGCUAAAUUUUAUAUUUUAUUUCCCCCAUUUUAACUGUCUCCCUUUAUUAGAUCUCCCACGUAUUCCCAACCUCUCUCUUCACUUUUUCUCCGAUCCGGGUUUUUAAUUCCUCUUCAUCAGUUCCUGCCUUCCUGGAUUCGUGAGGAAAUCAAAUGGCUGCUCCACCUGCUAGAGCUCGUGCCGACUACGAUUACCUCAUCAAACUUCUAUUGAUCGGCGACAGCGGUGUGGGUAAGAGUUGCCUCCUUUUACGUUUCUCAGAUGGCUCCUUCACCACCAGUUUUAUCACCACUAUUGGUAUUGAUUUCAAGAUAAGGACCAUAGAACUUGAUGGCAAACGAAUCAAACUGCAAAUUUGGGAUACUGCUGGCCAGGAGCGGUUCCGAACAAUUACAACAGCUUACUACCGUGGAGCCAUGGGUAUCUUGCUGGUAUAUGAUGUGACUGACGAGUCAUCGUUUAACAACAUCAGGAAUUGGAUACGAAACAUUGAACAACAUGCUUCUGACAAUGUCAAUAAAAUACUCGUGGGAAACAAGGCAGAUAUGGAUGAAAGCAAACGGGCUGUUCCUACAUCCAAGGGUCAAGCGCUAGCCGAUGAAUAUGGCAUUAAAUUCUUUGAGACGAGUGCCAAGACGAAUAUGAAUGUUGAGGAGGUUUUCUUUUCAAUAGCUCGGGAUAUAAAACAAAGACUUGCUGAAUCUGACAAUAGAGCCGAGCCUCAGACCAUCAGGAUUAAUCAACCCGACCAGGGAGCAGGAGGUGCUCAAACUGCCCAAAAAUCAGCUUGUUGUGGUUCUUAAGAAAUUGGCAGUAACGAAGAUAGGAUGAUGAGGGAGGAGGAAUUAAUCUUUUCCAUGACGUUAAUGUUUCUUCACAAUCUAUUUACUUUCUCGAAGCUCCUACUAUGUCUAAAAUUAUAAUCUAAGUCUUGCUUAUUAUUUCUGGCUUA
Nicotiana tabacum (common tobacco) is the source of this 959-nucleotide messenger RNA. Lineage: Eukaryota; Viridiplantae; Streptophyta; Magnoliopsida; Solanales; Solanaceae. The record is from RefSeq and is a predicted model, not a curated record.